AUGGCACAUGCUCAUCAAAUUACAUACCCAAUAUCAGGUGUUCGCACUGUAUUUAAUGGACUUAAUUCUGAAACAAUGUUUGUCGCACAAACUGCAUCGUUACCAGAACUAGCAUUAGGAGAAAUUCUUGUUAAAGUUCGUUUAGCAUCAAUCUGUAUGAGUGAUGUACAUACGAUUACAGGUCAACGUAUUGAACCAACACCAAGUGUUCUUGGUCAUGAAGCUGUCGUUGAAGUUGUUAGUCAUCGUCGACCUGAAAGUGAUUUAGCUGUAGGCGAUCGUUUAACAUUUUCAAUUGCAGAUUCUUGUGGUCAAUGUGAAUUUUGUUUAGCUGGUUUCAAUCAAAAAUGUGUUCAAUUAUUCAAAUAUGGUCAUGCGAAAUUAAGUGAUGGUUCUGGAUACAAUGGUUGUUAUGCUACACAUAUUAUUAUUCGACGUGGUACUCAUGUUGUAAAAGUACCUCAAACGAUAUCAGAUCGAUGUGCAGCACCAAUCAAUUGUGCAUUGGCAACGACAAUGUGUGCUAUGGAAUAUGUACCAAAAAUAAAAAAUGGACGAGCUUUUGUUCAAGGUGACGGAAUGCUUGGUUUGUAUACAUGUGCAGCUCUUCGUGAAUAUGGUUAUGAAAUAGUUUACUGUUCUGGAACUCGUUUGCAACGUUCGCCAUUCAUUGAUCGUUUUGGUGCUAUUCCACUUUACAAUGACGAAAUACUUGCAGAAGAAAUGAACAAGAUUGAUGUCGUUGUUGAAGUCUGUGGAGUACCAAAUGUGGUUAAUGAUGGUAUAAGAAUGUUAAAACCUGGUGGACUCUAUCUAUUUGUUGGUAUGGUACAUCCAAAUUCAAAACUGGAUAUAACCGGCGAACAAAUUAUUCGUAAAUGUUUGAUGAUCAAAGGUAUUCAUAAUUAUGCUUCACGUCAUCUUGAUCAAGCGGUUCAAUUUCUUGAAAAAACAAUUAACAAAUAUCCUUAUGAAGAACUCAUAGGACCCACUUAUAAUUUAUCUGCUCUAUCAGAUGCUAUGAAAAUUGCUAUCGAUAAAAAACAUGGUCGAAUUUUAGUGAACCCAAAUACGAGUAUUGAGAGUAAUUAA
Molecule: messenger RNA, 1092 nt
Organism: Rotaria socialis
Lineage: Eukaryota; Metazoa; Rotifera; Eurotatoria; Philodinida; Philodinidae
Source: the annotation of a GenBank genome assembly